Girardinichthys multiradiatus is the source of this 9173-nucleotide messenger RNA. RefSeq names its product solute carrier family 12 member 5a (gene slc12a5a). Gene Ontology annotation, molecular function: potassium:chloride symporter activity. The record is from RefSeq and is a predicted model, not a curated record. Bases 170 to 3682 code for a protein of 1170 amino acids. Gene Ontology annotation, biological process: chloride ion homeostasis; chemical synaptic transmission; potassium ion import across plasma membrane. The transcript is spliced from 26 exons. Gene Ontology annotation, cellular component: membrane. NCBI's taxonomy places the organism in Eukaryota, Metazoa, Chordata, Actinopteri, Cyprinodontiformes, Goodeidae.
AAGGGCUGCUGUUUUCCAAAGCAUAUCAGUCAGUUGUAAACUCCGUGGUUGUGACAGAAACCCUUACAGUAGGGCACCAGAGGGCAUUUUGAAGCUGUUUUUCAUCCGUCCGCGUCACCCCGCACCGGGGGAAGAAGAGCCGCGGCUUGUCUCACCGGCGACAACCACCAUGAGCCAGAGGUUCAGCGUCUCCAAGAGCGACGGCGACCGGCGCCUCUCUGACAUCCAGGGAGAGGUGAACCAGCUGUUUGAAGGAGACGAGCCCUCAGCCUGCGGUGUUGCGCCGGAGGAAUCCACUCCUGCGGAUACCGAGGAUGUGGUGGUGGUGCUGAAAGGUGACAGUAACCCCAAAGAGAGCAGCCCCUUCAUCAACAGCAGUGAAGCUGCCGCUGAAAAGAGCCAGCAAUAUGACGGCAAGAACAUGGCCUUGUUUGAGGAGGAGAUGGACACCAGGCCUAUGGUGUCCUCUCUUCUUAGCAGCCUGGCCAACUACUCCAACCUUCCCCAAGGCUGCAAGGAGCACGAGGAGGCUGAGAACAACGAGGCAGAGUCAGCGCGGAAGAAACCUGUCAAGGCCCCUCAGCUUGGUACUCUGAUGGGGGUCUACUUUCCAUGCAUCCAGAACAUUUUCGGAGUGAUCCUUUUCCUCAGGAUGACCUGGUUAGUUGGAAUUGGAGGUGUCAUCGGGACCUUCAUCAUCGUCUUUAUGUGUUGUACCACCACUAUGCUGACUGCCAUCUCGAUGAGUGCCAUCGCUACCAAUGGAGUAGUGCCAGCUGGGGGCUCCUACUACAUGAUUUCACGUUCACUGGGCCCUGAGUUUGGUGGAGCGGUGGGGAUCUGUUUCUACCUGGGAACCACCUAUGCUGGAGCCAUGUACAUCCUGGGAGCAAUCGAGCUGCUCUUGAUCUACAUAGCUCCCAAAGCAGCCAUCUUCCCGCUUGAGGGUCUGGAGGGUGCCGAGGCGGAAGCAGCCCUGCUGAACAACAUGCGUGUGUAUGGAACCAUCCUUCUGACCUCCAUGGCCACUGUCGUUUUUGUUGGUGUCAAGUAUGUGAACAAGCUGGCCCUGGUGUUUCUGGCAUGCGUCAUCCUCUCCAUUCUCGCCGUCUAUGCUGGAGUUGUCAAGACUGGCAUUGAGCCGCCCAUUUUCCCCGUUUGUGUCUUGGGAAAUCGCACUUUAGUGUGGAAGAACUUUGACGUUUGUGCCAAAACCAUUGAGACCGCUAAUGCAACAGUCACCACCCAGCUGUGGCGCAUGUUCUGUGACUCACCUUUCCUCAAUGCUACCUGCGACAAAUAUUUUAUGGCCAACAACGUGACCCAGAUCCAGGGCAUUCCUGGGAUUACCAGCGGAGUCCUGGCAGAUAACCUGUUUGGGAACUACUAUGAAAAGGGGGAUCUGAUUGCCAAAUCAACCCUGGAGUCAGUGGAGGACCAUGAUGACCCUAUAACUAAUGCUAACCGCUAUGUGUUGGCCGACAUCACCAGCUUCUUUACACUGCUGGUUGGCAUCUACUUCCCAUCAGUAACAGGAAUCAUGGCUGGAUCCAACCGCUCCGGAGAUCUGCGUGAUGCCCAAAAGUCAAUCCCCAUUGGAACCAUUGCAGCCAUCACAACCACCUCCACUGUCUACAUGUCCAGUGUGAUUCUGUUUGGUGCCUGCAUUGAGGGGGUGGUCCUCAGGGACAAGUUCGGAGAGGGCGUGCAUGGGAACUUGGUAAUUGGCACAUUGGCCUGGCCGUCACCAUGGGUGAUCGUGAUUGGCUCUUUCUUUUCCACUUGCGGGGCAGGGCUCCAGAGCCUGACUGGAGCUCCUCGUCUUCUGCAGGCCAUUGCCAAGGAUGGCAUUGUGCCCGCCCUUCGGAUCUUUGGUCAUGGCAAGGCCAAUGGAGAACCAACAUGGUCCCUCCUCCUGACAGCUUGUAUCUGUGAGAGCGGCAUCCUUAUUGCCUCCCUGGAUGCUGUGGCUCCCAUUCUCUCCAUGUUUUUCCUGAUGUGCUAUAUGUUUGUGAAUCUGGCCUGUGCCCUCCAGACUCUCCUGAGGACUCCAAACUGGAGGCCCCGCUUCAAGUUCUACCACUGGGCUCUGUCCUUCCUUGGGAUGAGCUUGUGUCUCACUCUAAUGUUCCUCUGCUCCUGGUACUACGCCAUAGUGGCCAUGGGGAUCGCUGGCUCUAUCUACAAGUACAUUGAGUUUGCAGGUGCGGAGAAAGAAUGGGGUGAUGGGAUACGAGGUUUGUCUCUGAGCGCUGCACGGUACGCUCUCAUGCGCCUAGAGGAAGGCCCGCCACACACCAAGAACUGGAGGCCUCAGCUGCUGGUGCUAGUUAGUACAGAUGCAGAGCAGAAUGUGGAACAGCCUCGUCUGCUGUCACUCACCAACCAGUUAAAGGCAGGCAAAGGUCUCACCAUCGUUGGGACGGCUCUGGGUGGCACCUAUCUGGUGAACUACGAGCAGGCUCAACGUGCAGAUCAGGCACUGCGCAAAUUAAUGGAGACUGAAAAGGUGAAGGGCUUCUGUCAGGUGACUGUCUCCUCAAACCUCCGGGAUGCUACAUCUCAUCUGUUGCAGGCCAGCGGGCUGGGAGGCCUGAAACACAAUGCUGUGCUGGUCUCCUGGCCACGCAACUGGAAGCAAGGAGACGAGCACCAGACCUGGAGGAACUUCAUUGAGCUGGUCAGAGAAACCACCAUUGCCCGCCUCGCUUUGCUCGUACCAAAGAACAUUUCAGCAUUCCCGUCCAAUGGCGAACGCUUCACCGAGGGUCACAUUGAUGUAUGGUGGAUCGUUCAUGACGGAGGCAUGUUGAUGCUUCUGCCCUUCCUGCUCCGCCAACAUAAGGUCUGGAGGAAGUGCAAGAUGCGCAUCUUCACCGUGGCCCAGAUGGACGACAACAGCAUCCAGAUGAAAAAGGACCUGACUACAUUCUUGUAUCACCUCCGUAUUGAUGCUAUGGUGGAAGUUGUUGAAAUGCAUGAGAGUGACAUCUCAGCCUACACGUACGAGAAGACACUGGUGAUGGAACAACGCUCACAGAUGCUGAAACAGAUCAACCUUACCAAGACGGAGCGCGAGAGGGAGAUCCAGAGCAUCACCGAUUCAUCCCGCGGAUCUAUCCGGCGUAAGAACCCGGCCGCUGUGACCACCCAGCUGAGUGUGACCGAGGAGCCGCCUGCCACCAGCAAAGAGGAGAAGCCUGAAGAGGAGUCAAAGUCGGCCUCUUCCCCUGUGUCCCCCCCUGCUCAGGUACAGCUAAUCCACGAUAACACAACCCCAGCCAGCCCUGCCACCCCAGCGACCCCGAUGACCCCUGGAGAGGAGGCUCAGAGUCCUGGGGAGCAGAUCCAAAGGACCUGGACAGAGAAGUGUGACGGUGAGGCAGCCAAGCCUCUUGGAGUGACCACAGAGGAUAUCAAAGACAUCUUCAACAUGAAGCCAGAGUGGGAGAACCUGAACCAGUCUAACGUGCGGCGUAUGCACACAGCGCUCCGGCUGAAUGAAGUCAUACUUAAAAAGUCCUCAGAGGCCAAACUAGUCCUCCUGAACAUGCCAGGGGCACCCAAGAACCGGGCCGGUGACGAAAACUAUAUGGAGUUCCUUGAGGUCCUCACCGAUGGCCUAAACCGGGUCCUCCUGGUUCGCGGAGGAGGCCGCGAGGUCAUCACCAUCUAUUCCUGAAAGAGCAGCCCCCUCUCCCUCUUCAAUCCCCUUCCUCUGUUCCGAUGUCAGCUGUACUCGACAUUGCUUCAUUUUGAGGUCUUGUUUAUUUCUGUGCUGUAUUGCUCUCACACCCAACAAAUAGCCCGCUCAGCUUCAGCGCCUCUCCCUCUGCCUCAUCCACAGCAGACAGGUGAAUCCAAAACCAUCACACUACAAACUCAAUAGCAAAUUAAACCUUUCUCCACUAGUUCAUGUUCUCUUUUAAUCCACUGUAACUGGGUCGGGAUGAGGCGUUGGUGAGUGUGGGUUCUUAGCUGAAGUGUGAAAACCCCUGCAUGUAUAUGUCUGUUAUUGUUUUAAUCUCUGUGGGGUUUUUUCUUUUGUCUUUCUAAACACAAGAGUGGGACAGACAUGACUUCUAAUCGGCACAAAUGUUAUCUGGCUGAAAUAAACUCAUCGUAGGAUUAGAUCUCUUUAGUUCCCUUGUGGUGAUCGGACUCUCCCCUCACACUGUUGUCUCGGGUGUGGGAGUUUUCAUGAAGGACUCCGCACCCCACAGUCAGGACCACCAGUUGAAGGAUGAAGGAGAGUACAGUUGGGAAGUAUGAACUGUGAAACUCAUAAACCAGGGGGACUGAAAAAUGGGUCUAUUCUGCCGUCUUAUCUUUAACCUGCUCACUCUUUAGCAUGACAUUCUCAACCACUGUAUAAGUUUUACUCCGCUUGUUCCGUUACUGUUGUCACUUUCUCCCUCCGAGAUUUCUUUAUGCUCAUUUCUAAGUGGCUGUUUAUCUCUGGGGCCACUGUUGGUGCCAAAAAACAAAAAAACAAAGUACAAGGCUAGUUUGUUGAGAUUGACACGUAAUAAAACUGUGAAUAAUCUCCUAGCAGAAGACUGGGGUGCCAGCAAAGUGGGGAGACAGUUACAAAGCCCCCCGCCACCCCUAGGAGGAUGUUAUGAUUGCCAGCACCUCUCGAACCCUUGUGUGAUUCACUGUAAAUAAUGUACAAGCUCUGAUGCGUUGUCCAGUAUGAGUGUAGUAUUUUUGUGACUAACUGAAAAGCUUCUAAGUGGAGAGAAAAGGCUCCUUCGCUCAGAAAGAACACUGAAAAUGCUGUUUUAAAAAAAAAAAGUAUUUAUUUAUUUUAUCUUUAACGGCUCCCAUCAUUAUGGUAAACAUCAUCGCAAGCAAAACCACUUGCAAUCUUCACCACUGUGUGACAAGUGAGAUUUUGACACUUAAAAAAAAAAGCACUAAAUGUUAUUUUUUCAUCUAGAGAAAAUAUUUAUGUCACUUUGAUUGUCAGAGAUAUAUCAUCUGUUUUGCCAAAUUCUCAUACAUUAUUGUGCCAAAUCAAAGUAUUUUUCAGAGAAAUAGUGAAGAAAAUUAUAUUAAAUUCCAUUACAUGAGAACAAAGUGCUAAAAAAGGGGAAAACAGAAUAAUAAAGAAACUAUGGUUUGAAAGUGGCCCUAUAGACAAUUAAAGACUGAAUCUCCAGCCAUAUAUAUAUAUAUAUAUAUAUAUAUAUAUAUAUAUAUAUAUACAUAUAUACAUAUAUAUAUAUAUAUAUAUAAAGCAGCUGCUCAAACUAAGCUGGACAUGCUGAACAGCUGUUGGUUAUUUCUUUAUAGGGUCUCAUUAAAAUACAAAUGGGAGGACAAUGGUUUCUGUGGCUCUGAAACUCAAUAUGUUCUCAACAAUGAACUCUAUGCAGUAGAUUCUCCAGUCAGAUUUUAUAUCCCCGAGAUAGCUGAAGAUUUGAGCCACACGUUUCCCGAGUCUGGGCGACUCGAGAGCAAAUUUUUAAAAACAAAGUGCAUUUUGGAAGGAAUGUGCAAUAGUUGCAAAUCUGGACUCACGUGAUCAUGUUAUUUAUUUUUUUACACAUAAUAUUUUGUAUAUGUAGAUUUCGUAAGUCUCGUACAAUCCAGAAUCAUCUCACUCUGACCAAGGACUUCUGUCACUUUACUUUCAUUAUUCCAGUUUCUUUUCUUAAAAGAAACUAUUUUUGGUCAUUUGCACUUGUAGUAGAAGUAUAAAUAUAAAUUCGUAUAUAUACAUAGUAUACAUAAAUAUAAAUAUAUAUAUAUAUAUAUAUAUAUAAUAUAGGGAAGCAAAACAAAUUAGUUUAUAGAACUAAGUAAAAAAGGUAUUUUAACGUUUUUAGUGUUGCUUGAAUGUCUGAUAAUAUGUUGUGAAUGCUGCUAGUACCUAUAAAUUUAUUUGUACUGUAAAUAGAGAUGAAUCAACUCUAAAGACGACGUGAAAAAGGGUAUAGACAUACAUAUCAGUGCUGCUGGUGGUUAUCUAUCAAAACAAGGCUGUACCUGUACACGUUUGACCUGUGACCUCUGGACAGGGUUCUGUUUUAAUAGAAAUACUAUAAUGAAUAUCUUGAUGCAAUAUUACAUAAGUGAGAGCAAACCAUCCACCUAUUUUUCCUCACUUUCUCAGUGCUCUGUUUACGAUUAAUAUAUUUUACCCCACAGACAAGAGACGCUACGUGAAGGUAAAAGAAUAUGCAUUUUUGUGCAUUUAAACAAAACUGGAGUUUUAAUGCUUAAAUCUAAGGAUUUCUGAUGUAUUUGAUAAAUUUUAAACUUUUGACACCUGUCAUAUUAAGAAAACAAGCCACUCCUCUUCUAGUAUUCAAAGAUUGAGCGACAAGUCAUCAGGAUUUCCUUUUAACAUGCUAGUCACUGACAAAGAGGGGGUUGCUCGCAGGAGUUUUUUGAGUUCUUUUAAGACAGCAUCACCUGCAUCAUCUGAGCCUUUUUAAAUUUGUUCAAAAUGAUAUCUGAAGUUUAUUGGAGUUUACUGGAAAUUAUUUUAUUUAUUGAAUUAUAAAUGUUUUAUAAUUGCUGUUUGCAUGGUACUAUGUGGCAAUAUUUGUUUCAGUGGUUUUCUAUAGUAAUUACUUACAUGUUCAAGGUGAAGUGCUCGGAGAGAAGGUGGCCAGACGCUCUCAAGAAGAUUUUUGAGAACAAAGUUUUGCCAAAAUUGGCCAAACCUUGAAAAAAAAUCAUUUGCAAAAAAAAAAAGAAUGAUGAAUAAGUAUGAGUUCACUUGUUCCUUGUUAUAUUUCAAUCUCUCUCAAGUAGAUUUACGUAACAUAAUAGGAGAUUAUGUUUGCGAGUAGACUGCCCUUAGAAAGGGUCAUUUCACUUUUGUAAAUAUAUAUUACUUAAAUCUGAAACACUGUAACAUACUAGUGUUGUCUUUUACUGUACACUGUUCUAUCACUGUGGGCAAAGUCUGAGUUUUGUAAGAUCAUGUGCAAUUUCUUUUCCACUUUUGUUUCCUUUCAGAUUUUGUUUUGUUUGCUAUUCAUUGGUACCAGGUGUCAGCAGUCAGUGUAUUAAUUAUCAGCAUGUUUGUUGGGUAUUAAACCUGCAUGUGAUUAAGACACCAGAUCAGUUCGCUCUUGGUGAGCCGUCUGUAAGUCUGCAGAGCUCAACAAGAACAUCCUCUGCAGACAAUGUCAGAGUGACCUCUGGUGGCAAUAGCAGGCUGACAACUUCUGUUACAUUAUUUAUUUCCAUUCAGACUUACUGAUGUGGUUCAGCUUUUUAUUGGACAUUUUAGCAUGCAUACAUCUUUUUUAUUCAGUUUCUUUAAAAGAAAAUAGUAGCUGUUAAAUUUAUUGUGCUUGUCACUCAAUCUGUGAGGUGAGCCCUCCCAGAAUUCCCCCUCCCUCUUCGUCACAUUUGCUCCAACCCCCUGAUAGCCACCAUCCCAGCCACAAAAUCCAACCCAGCAUUGUAUUUUAACUGUGACUGCAGUAUAAUUCUGAAAAAUUAUCAAAGAAUAUAAAACUCGCGCUUCCAAUUCUGGUACUUGGCUCUGCUUGGACUUUAAUUGUUGACUUUGACUUAAAAAAACCAGCACGUAACUACCCCCUUCUACUGAUCCACAUCCUUUUAUCAGAUGCAUCACCUGCACAACUGUAGCAUGAAGAAAAAAUACAAUCUGCUGGUGAUCAUUACCCAGUCUCCAUUCUUAAAUGGACAUUAAGGGCUCUUAAACACAUCUGUUGCCAGGUGGAAGAGGCGGCUGUCCCGUUAGGACGUUCGCAGAGGUAAAGCAUGUCCCAGAUCAUUGCAGAGAAGGGACGCAGGCUGUAGCUAAUACUUGUACCCUUCGGUGGAUCACAGUGCCGUCAGACAAACAUGUUUGAUGUGAAAACAAUAAUCCCUCUGGCAUUGUAGUCAAUCUCUCUCUGAGUCAGAUGAGGAAUACCUCAAGCUGCUGUCCAAGCAGAGCCACCCUCCAGUUAUGUUGUGUAACUCAGUGCAUGCAUGCAACUACCCUGAACAAAGUGCUGAAAAUAUAUUGGAUGUUUGUGAUAUACAAGUAUUCUGUUUGUAUCAGUCAGAAACUUUAAUUUCUAGUAUUUUGUUCUCUUUUAUUAGGACUGGCCUAUUGUUGUAUCCAAGAUGGAUAUUACUAUAAUCUAUUUUUAAAUGGAAGAUCUAUCUACAAAGUUCUCUUGUAUAAGUUAUUGAAAAGUAAAACAAUUGCAGUUUUUCUCAGUUAAGUAUGAAACUUUUUUUUUUUUUUCUUCCAGUGAAUUAGAUAAGACAUGAUGGAAAGGUGUUUACCAACCUCUGGAAAAUAUUAAGCCACCGUUGAUAUUUAACUAUUAACACUUUAGUGUGCAACAAUAUUAAGUAAAUCUUAAUACAAGCAGCUUGAAGUGGUAGUGUGUCUGCCUCCUGACCAAAAUCAGCCCUGCUUGCAGUUUCCCAAAUUUUUAAAGGACAUUUUGGGGAAUGUGCUUUCUUAUGACUGGCACAGAAAAAUGGAAAUGGGAACAGGUGUCUGAGCUUAGGAACAUCUAACCAUGUUCUACGCUGUUAAAUACAGGCACUCUGCAGUUAGGUUGUUUCCAUUAUCUAUGCCAGCCCUAGUUUAGUCUGAUACUGACUAGAAUAGCAUAAUGACAAAAACAAUAAUUUCAUUUGAGACGUUGAUUCUCCUCCAGAGGAACUGUCACUAUCCAGAGUUGACCGAUUUGAAUUCACUGGGCUUGCAGGAGAUAUUUUGUAUGGAUGUAAAUUAUUUAAAAUCGGCAUACACACAAAUCUGUGUGUGAAGAUUCAGAGAUAAAAUUUGAACCGUUCAUGACUUUUCCUUAAUAAUGUACCCAGUCUAAUGGUAAUGCUGUAGUGUUCCUUUCAGUUCUGUGAGGGUGUGUGUGUACACUUGCACUUGUAACUGCUGGGGGCAGGGGUGGUUAUGGGCAUGGGUGGGAAGGGACUACAUGUAAAUAAAACCCGAUAAGAGUUAGUGUUGAGGUGUUUAUUUUCUGUGUCAGUGUAAGUUAAUAUUCUAAACUAAAAAAUGAUGUAUUAUUCUCUAUUGUGACUCAUGGUACAUAAAAAAGGAAAAAAGCUGUUUUAUCCAUAUUUCAAAUGCUUAUCUCUCUAGCUUCUGGCGAUACCUGUUCCAUUUUAUAGAUUUGUCAGCACAAAAUGCAAUAAACCAAUAUCAUUUUACUACAGAA